Molecule: messenger RNA, 776 nt
Organism: Pelagomonas calceolata
Lineage: Eukaryota; Pelagophyceae; Pelagomonadales; Pelagomonadaceae
Source: the annotation of a GenBank genome assembly
CUAUUUUGGGCCGCUGCAGGCAAACCAAAAAACCUCAGCACACACAGCCCGUAGGUUUGUGUCGCUUCGCAUUAAUCGAGCACGUACUAUUUUGCUGGUCUCCCCGCGAGCACGGCUCGAAAUACGCCGCCGAGAAGCCGUACAAGGUCCAAGAAUCACAAACUCAUUUUUGUGGAUAGCUAGGCGGCACGCGGUCAAACACAACCAUGCCGAGACCAGGCGACGACCCCACCCCCUACUGGACCGUCGACGACACCAGUAGCGACGCGCACACGAACUACGAGCUCGCAACGUCGAUAGCUGUUGCGACGGCCCUAGAACGGCGCCGCCUCCCGCCGGAAGUCGAGCAGCAGAUCAUGACCUACGCGCGGCCGACGCUGCCGCGCGACACGGCCGACGAAUUGGAGAGAGUCUGGGCGGCCGCGCGCGACGUCGCCGAGCGGGGGCGCUUGGAUGGCCGCGGGCCGGCCGAGAAUAUUGAUAUACUGCGCUUCGCGCGGAGCGAGUUUAAUAAGCGGCGGGACGUCGUCGAGCUCGGCGGCGUGGACGUGGGGCCGCCCCUACCAUUAGAGGUCGCGCCGGCGUCGGUCGCCGCCGCGGUAUUGCUGAGAAGGGCGGGCGUCGAGGUGCGCCUGCGGGGCGCGGGCUCGCGCCGCUGCUUCUACUUCCCGCAAGUGCGGCGGCUCCACUACCUCUCGCAGGGCACGCGCCAGGAGUGGGACCGCCUCUUCCGCUCCCAGGCCUCCUGAUCUUUUUGUAAAAACCCUGUUCACAUA